Ziziphus jujuba (common jujube) is the source of this 1262-nucleotide messenger RNA. Its product is annotated as ethylene-responsive transcription factor ERF034. Gene Ontology annotation, molecular function: DNA binding; DNA-binding transcription factor activity. NCBI's taxonomy places the organism in Eukaryota, Viridiplantae, Streptophyta, Magnoliopsida, Rosales, Rhamnaceae. Gene Ontology annotation, biological process: regulation of DNA-templated transcription. Bases 64 to 858 code for a protein of 264 amino acids. The record is from RefSeq and is a predicted model, not a curated record. The transcript has a single exon.
UUUUUAUAUAUACCAAUCACUCACAUCCAUUUCUUUAGCCUCCCACAUCUAGACCCUCCCAUCAUGGAAAAACAAAUCAACAUAGAGAGUGACGCUCAAGAAAACCUCCUUUGUUCAACUUCCACUACCACCUCUUUUUCUUCUUCUUCUUCUUCUUCUACAACUUUCAAUUCAAUACCUCAAAAUAAUGGCUCUUCAGAAGCUCAAGGUAUAAAAAAUAUUGGAAUCCAUCAGCAAAGCAAGAAGAGGCAAGGAAAUCACGACAAUAAUAACAUCGAAAAGCACCCUACUUACCGUGGGGUUAGAAUGCGAAACUGGGGCAAAUGGGUCUCGGAAAUCCGCGAGCCGAGGAAGAAAUCAAGAAUAUGGCUAGGAACUUACCCUACAGCCGAAAUGGCGGCUCGAGCUCAUGAUGUAGCCGCCUUAGCCAUUAAAGGCUCUUCUGCUUUUCUUAAUUUCCCCGAGUUGGCUCAUUACCUUCCUCGCCCUGUCUCCACCUCUCCCAAGGACAUUCAAGCAGCCGCGGCCAAGGCAGCGGCGGCGGCAGCCACAGCUUUUGACGAAGGCAAACUAUGUAGAGCUGAAGCUGAAGUUGAAGCCGAGCCAAGACAAGCUGAGCUAAUUCCUUUAUCAUCAUCACCAACUUCGAACCUGUCCAUGGACAACAGAUGUACCCAAGAAUCAGCUAGUUCUCCUUCUUCAACGGAUUAUGAAGAUGCAUUGUUUGACUUGCCUGAUCUUUUCAAUGAUGUAUCGGACAGUGGUGAUGGAUUCUGCUAUUAUUAUUCUUCAUCAUGGCAUUUAUGUGCUGCCGAUACUGGACUCCGGCUGGAGGAGCCAUUCUUAUGGGAGUAUUAGAAAAAAAAAAACAAAAAAACAAAAAAGAGCAAAGAAAUCGGUUUUUACAGUGGAAUUGUUGAAAAUACUAUAUCACAUUUUGGUUUCUGCAAAUCUCCAAACGCAAAGAUGCCCAAGCCACUUGACAAAAGUUGUUAGCUUUGAAAUGUACCAAAAUGGGUUCGGUUUCAAUGGCUUGUUUUAGUUCAGUUUGGACCCAUUAGAAGAGAAGGGAAAAAAAAAUUGUGGUUAAUUUGCAUUAUUUAUUAUAACGUUGGUUGCAUAUAUAUAUAUAUAUAUAUAUAUAUAUGUAUGUAUUUUCUUGCCCAAAGAAAAGAAAGCAAAGGGCAUCUCAUCCCUCGAUUCUGAUAUAUGUACAUUGAUCACACUACAAAUAAACAAUUAAUGAUUAGCUUCUUUAUGUC